AUGCAAGGCUACACCAGCGUGAGUUCUGGCGGCGCCGCCAGGAUGAAAGGAGGAGAUAUUGACCUGGAAUCCGGGGAGAUGCUCUAUCCGGGGAUCGGGCUGGCCGAGAAUCAGCUGCGAUGGGGCUUCAUACGCAAGGUCUACGGUAUCUUGACGGCACAGAUCCUCAUGACCACCGCCAUUUCCGCCGCCACUGUGCUAUACGCUCCGAUCAACGAACUCCUACGCGGAAAUUCAGGCCUACUGCUGUUCCUCAUCUUCACCCCCUUCAUAUUGUUGUGGCCCUUGCAUAUUUAUCAACAGAAGCACCCAUUGAACUUCGUUUUCCUUGGGCUCUUUACUGCAUCUUUGAGUCUAACGGUUGGUGUCAGCUGUGCCAACACUGAAGGAAGAAUUGUGCUUGAAGCCUUGAUCUUGACAUCAGCCGUAGUUUCAGCUCUGACUGGUUAUACUUUCUGGGCUGCCAAGAAGGGCAAGGACUUCAGCUUCAUGGGACCACUCUUGUUUACUAGCCUUUUCGUCUUGGUCUUGACUGGCUUUAUCCAGGUGUUCUUCCCGUUUGGGCCUACCUCAGUUGCCAUCUACAGCGCGAUUGGUGCCAUAAUAUUCUCGGGAUACAUUGUUUACGACACAGACAAUCUGAUCAAGCGCUUCACAUACGAUCAGUACAUAUGGGCCUCUGUCACUCUUUACCUGGACGUGCUCAACCUGUUUCUUACAAUUCUCAGGAUGCUCAAACAGGACAACUGA
Striga hermonthica is the source of this 750-nucleotide messenger RNA. The record is from the annotation of a GenBank genome assembly. Lineage: Eukaryota; Viridiplantae; Streptophyta; Magnoliopsida; Lamiales; Orobanchaceae.